Molecule: messenger RNA, 612 nt
Organism: Callithrix jacchus (white-tufted-ear marmoset)
Lineage: Eukaryota; Metazoa; Chordata; Mammalia; Primates; Cebidae
Cellular component (GO): keratin filament
Source: RefSeq, a predicted model, not a curated record
AUGGUCACGUCCACCAUGUCCAUCUGCUCUAGCACUUGCUCCGAAUCCUGGCAGGUGGAAGACUGCCCAGAGAGCUGCUGUGAGCCCCCCUGCUGUGCCCCCAGCUGCUCUGCCCCGGCCCCCUGUCUGACCCAGGUCUGCACCCCAGUGAGCUGUGUGCCCAGUCCCUGCUGCCAGGCGGCCUGUGAGUCCAGUCCCUGCCAAUCAGCCUGCACCAGCUCCUGCACGCCCUCAUGCUGCCAGCAGUCUAGCUGCCAGCCGGCUUGCUGUACCUCCUCCCCCUGCCAGCAGGCCUGCUGUGGGCCCAUCUGCUGCAAGCCUGUGUGCUGUGUGCCCGUCUGCUGCAAGCCUGUGUGCUGUAUGCUUGUCUGCUAUGGGGAUUCUUCUUCAUGCUGCCAGCAGUCUAGCUGCCAGCCGGCUUGCUGCACCACCUCCUGCUGCAGACCCUCCUCCUUCGUGUCCCUGCUCUGCCACCCUGUGUGCAGGCCUGCCUGCUGCGUGCCUGUCCCCUCCUGCUGCAUGCCUGUCCCCUCCUGCCAGCCCAGCUGCUGCCACCCAGCCUCCUGCAUGUCCUUCCUCUGCUGCCCCAUGUGCUCCCGUCCCACCUGCUGA